ACGUUAACCCGACCGGCUGGCCGCGCACACAUCGCACACGCACGUCGUACCGCGUACACGACGACCGGCGACGCAACCGCGCAGGUAUAUACACCGUAUACCAAACCUGUACCCAUCAGUCGACCACGGGCGCGGUGAUCGCAUUCGCUCCCGGCACGUCCGUUCCGUUGCCGCCGCUUUUUAUUUUUCAUAAUAAUUAGUAUUAUAAUAUUAUCAUAACGGUACGCACACCGGGCGAUAUGGUCCGCUAGUCGACGACGACCACGGCCGCCGAAGCCUCAGCCGUUCGCGUUUGACCCGAAGUUACGAAAAUACGUCCGUUUCGUCGCAACGAUUUGCGAGUGUUUUUCACGCCAUUUGCAGCAAUAGAAGAAAUUCAUAUUAUUAUAGGACCUCGAUUUGGUUGUUCUGUCCUGGUAUUAUAAUCUUACACCGUGUCGUGGAUACCUAGGUAUAGAUAAUCCUUCCACCCGUUUUUCGUUACCGUUUCGCCGGCCGCAUAGGUACGGUGACGAUACCUAAGCACCGGUAAUAAUAUGAUAAUGGGCACGGCCAACCAGGAACAGCAUCCCGCCAGCGCGAUCAAAAAGCCCACGGACUUUUCGAUCGACGCUAUUAUGCGCAAAGAUGACGUCGCCGCCACUGCCACCGAUUCGAGACACAACAUCAUGUUCGGCACAGAAGGCGAAGGUUCGAUGGGUGGGACAGAAGAUUUGGACAUAGAAGUGGACGUUGUUGAGACUUCGGAACCAGAAGAUUUGGCCGCUAACCGCUAUCAUCGACGGUCUUCGGUGGACGCGGGUACUGGAAAGCAAAAUGGCACUGCUAGUGGCUCGAAGAAAAAAAGAUGCCGAGAGACGGUUAGCGCUUCAUCUGAAGACGGUGAUCGGACACCGCCUCCACAAGAUUCUGCACAGGCCAUCUCCAAAAACCUGGCGACAAUGUUGGCAAAAUGUACCAGUCCGGAUUUGGCAUCCACGGAAUGCUACCUCGAGUCCGUCUCAAAAGAACUCUGGUCCAAAUUUCACGAACUGGGCACGGAAAUGAUAAUCACCAAAACUGGAAGUAGGAUGUUUCCCACACUGCGAGUGUGCUUCCGGAAGCUGGACCCAAACCAAAAGUAUUCAGUGCUCAUAGACAUCGUACCGGUGGACAACAAACGGUACCGGUACGCAUACCACAAGUCAUCGUGGCUGGUGGCCGGUAAGGCGGACCCACCAGCCCCGCAUCGGCUGUACACGCACCCCGAUUCGCCGUUCACUGGUGACCAGCUGCACAAGACGUUUGUGUCGUUCGAAAAAGUCAAGCUCACCAACAACGAAAUGGACAUCAGCGGACAGAUCAUUUUGAACUCGAUGCACAGAUAUCAGCCCCGUAUACAUCUGGUCAAGUGGAGGGGAAUGGUGACCGACUUGGACGCGGAAAAGUACCGGUCUUUCGUGUUUCCAGAAACCGUGUUCACGGCCGUCACGGCUUAUCAAAAUCAACUGAUCACGAAAUUGAAAAUUGAUAGCAACCCAUUCGCCAAAGGAUUCCGUGAUUCUUCGAGACUAGGAGAACUCGAAAGAGACCCGGUGGACUUGAUGUUCCUGGAACACCAGUACAAUCAGCACUUGCUCAGCCGGGCGGCCACGCCCAUGUUCUGGCCCUCGUCUCAGGACGGUGGCGUCCACCCCGGGCAGCAGUCAGCGAUGGAACAGCACCACCAGCACCAGCUGAACCAGCAACAACAUCAGUUGCAGCAGCAGCACCACCUCCACCAGCAACAGCAGCAUCAGCAGCAGCAACAGCAACAGCAAGAUCAGAGCAACGGAGGUGGCAAUUCGGGAUUCAUGAUGGCCGCCGCGGCCGCUGCCCGAGCGCAGUUUCACAUGUUGAACAACGCGGCUGCUGCGGCCGCGGCGUCCGGCGGUGGCAGGACCCAGUCCGGCGGCGACGGCAGCGGUGGCGCCGGUGGUCCGGCUGCCCAGCACUAUCAGCACUCAGCCGCAGCCGCAGCGGCCGCUGCGGCCGGCAUGCACUCGCUCAUAGUGUACGGCAACCACUUCCAACAGUCGCAGUCGCGUUUUGCCGCCGCUGCGGCAGCAGCAGCGGCCGCGGCGUCGUCGUAUCCGGGACCGCCACCCCCGCCGCACCCGUCGUCCAUGUUCACGUGGCCGCCGCAGUCGCAAUACCCGAGGUACGUGUCGGCUGCCGCCGCUUUUCAGCCUCCGCAACCGCCACAACAGCAACAGCCCACGGCCUCGUCGUCCACCGCGGCAGGCCCGCCUCAAUCGCCUCCGCAACCGUCGCUUCAGCCGCCGCCGCCGCCUCUCCAACAACAGCCGCAGCCGUCCACGUCGUCCACUUCGUCGUCGUCGCCGUCGUCGUCCACCGCCGCGGCCGUGGUCCAUCACCAUCACCACCACGGCGCCGGUCUGCACCAGCAACAGCAUCACCAUCACCACCGGGCGUACAGUCCCGCGCGAACGCCACCCGGCGCCGGUGGUUCGUCGUCGGCCGAGUCACUGCCGUCGCCAGACGUGGACGGCAGGUCGGCCACCAAGUACCAAAAGCGCCGUUCGCCGUCUGCCGCCAGGUACUCUCCGUUCGACGCCGUCAAGGCCGACGAAUCGUAAUCCGUUCCGCUCGUCCUGAGCGUGUUUUUCUGUACAAAUUUCCCCCCCCCCCAUCAUCCCCUAACCCCUCCUCAUCGUCCUCACCCGUUUUGUAAAUAUGUAUUGUAUCAUUUUAUACAUAAUAUUAAUUAUAUCCACGGACGCCACUAUUAUAUUAUAUUAUAUUAUUAUAAUAAUGUUAUAUAUAUAUUAUACUUAUUAGUAUUUAAUACUACUUAGUCCCUAUAUUACUACUACUAUUACUAUACACACACUAUUACCUACUACUUAAUUAUGAUAAUAAUAAUAUGUAUUCUGUAUUACCGCUUACCUCUUACCAAUGUUGGUACUCUGUAGCUAACCGUAGCUCAUGUAUUUUGGGGUGUAUUGUUUAGGUUUGUGACACCGCGGAUAAGUAUAACUUCUCCCAUCGGGUAGUCAAAACGGUGCGGUUUUUUGGUUCAAACCGGGUUUCGGUAUUUUAGCUGCAUUGCCGGGUCUUCAGCCGUUUUGACCACCUGUUUUUCCUCUCCAGACGACUGCAGUAUCACGCACCUUCAAAAGUCGGUUUUCUCGUUUUUUUCGUUUUCAAAACACCCUUUACUGCAGUUUACGUUCAAAUAAAGCAAAAUACCUGGGGAUCGAAAAUCACCACACUCCCCCCGUCCCCCACCACUACCGCGGUAUACCGUGUGAGGUGCGCGAGAUUUAUGUGCAAUAUAUUAUUAUAGUAUUACUUCGUCGUGUUUUUUUUUCGUUUUUUCCAGUUGUAUAUUAUUAUUAUAUAUUAUGAUAUAUAUAUUCUUCGGUUUGCCAAAAAAAAUUAUAAAAAGCUUUUUUGGUACAUAUUAUUAUCUCUUCGCGUACUUAGUUAUGUGUCCACGACAUGCGUAAAGUCGUAAUUAUCCAUUUAUUAUGUAUUUAUUACAUAAAGCUUAUACUCAAUGGUGCAAUUUUUGAUAAUAAAUGGCCCAUGUGAACGUUUCCCGACUGGGGCACUUAUCUACUAAUAAAAAAGAAAAACAGUUACACCUUAUGAUAACUUUAAAAAAUAUUAUUUUCUCACAUGUAAUAGUUAAUAAUUAUUAGUCAUACAUAUUUUUUUAUAAAAUCAAACAUAAAAAUGUAAUCUUCUUUUUUCACGGUAGCUAUGUGAUUAAUUAUUCUGUUUGUAUCCAAUUCGACUGUCUCUUCUUUAUCAAUGUUCAAUAUACUGAUGUUGGAAAGGCGAUCUUGUCUAAUUGUGUUUUGCAGGUAAUUCUUUAUUAAAUUUAAUUUUGAGAAGGAUCUCUCUGCCGAAGCAACUGUUACGGGUAAAGUUAAAUAAAUUAGACUCGCGCCUAAUACAUCAUCGUAUGAAGUGCUAAAAUCAUUUUCUGAGAUAAAUAUUCACAAAUCUUUUAUGUGUUCUAUUCAGUUUCACUUUACUAUAGUCUAUACUUUAUACCCGCAUUCCGGUACCUAACAGUAUACAGGUAUAUGGUCCACAGGUUUCUCACACAGGUACCUACUAUAGUAAUUCGAAUUCUCUAAAUUCAAAAGAGUAAAGACACUAUUAUUUAUUGUCAUACAUAUUAAAACAAAUUAUACCAUAUCUGUAUACCUAUAACAGAUGAUAGUAGGAAUAUCGUAUGCGAAAUCUCGCCCCCCCCCCCCCCCCCAAACCGGCGACCCUUGUGAAUUUCAAGCCCAACACUCCCGAUAAUUGCUCCACUGCUUAAGCUACUAGAUAAGUGUGUAUCGCAGUGAUGUAGGUGUCUUUACGAAAAAAUACAUUAAUUUCUAUAUCUAUAUAUCUCACCCUGCUAACCAGCGCGGUAGUGCGUACGAGUAAUCAAGUAAUCAAAACAAACUAAAAAGCAAAAACUAUUAUUAUUUAUUAAUGAUUCAUCGUCAUUGAUAUAUACACACUUGGAUUUUGCUUUCCUUUUACACAUUAACAAAAAAAAAAAAACAUUUUUGAAUUCGUGUCUAUUGGCUUAUUCAAUCAAGUAUCCA
Molecule: messenger RNA, 4595 nt
Organism: Myzus persicae (green peach aphid)
Lineage: Eukaryota; Metazoa; Arthropoda; Insecta; Hemiptera; Aphididae
Product: T-box protein H15-like
Exons: 6
Coding region: 537-2618 (693 amino acids)
Biological process (GO): regulation of transcription by RNA polymerase II; positive regulation of DNA-templated transcription; cell fate specification
Cellular component (GO): nucleus
Molecular function (GO): DNA-binding transcription factor activity, RNA polymerase II-specific; RNA polymerase II cis-regulatory region sequence-specific DNA binding
Source: RefSeq, a predicted model, not a curated record